This is a messenger RNA of Spodoptera littoralis (African cotton leafworm), 1224 nucleotides long. NCBI's taxonomy places the organism in Eukaryota, Metazoa, Arthropoda, Insecta, Lepidoptera, Noctuidae. The record is from the annotation of a GenBank genome assembly.
AUGAUGCCCCGUCGCAAGCGCAGGCUUGCGUCACGCAUCCGCGACUACGUGCGCGGUCUACUCGCCUUCCUCUUCAGCAAUGUUGGCGUCAUCGUGCUUGUCGUUGCUUAUACGAUUGCUGGUGCAUUCAUGUUCCAAGCGAUAGAGGGCGGUAGUGAGUGGAAGGUGGACAAGCAGAUGUCACGAGAGCGCAACAACCUGACGCAGUAUCUGUGGCAGAACGUCACCCUCGACCUCAACCUCUUCAACGAGACUGCGGUCAAGGAAAGGAUUGGCAGAGAACUGCGCAACUAUCAGACUAAGAUAGUGAUGGCUGUCCACAAGGGCUGGGACGGUGGCAGAUCCUCGCGGCAGUGGAGCUUCUCAUCAGCAUUCUUGUAUUCCCUCACUGUUAUUACUACCAUAGGUUACGGGCACCUGUCUCCGAAGACUGACUGGGGCAAGGUGGUGACAAUCCUGUACGCACUGCUCGGGAUGCCACUGUUCCUGCUCUAUCUGACCAAUGUUGGUGAGCUGUUGGCGCGAUGGUUCAAGUGUAUCUACGCCCUGGUCUGCCUGUGCAGGGGCUGUCCAGGGUUCACAAGGAGAAGAGCCGCCAGGUUACGGCUUCAGUAUGAGUUAAGUGAAGCAGAAAGUAUAGAGCGGCCGCAAGCGUGGAGGUCGCGGUACCCAGAGUCUGACGUCACGCCGGACUACGUGGUCCCACCAGGGAGGUACCCACCUCCGCGAGGGUAUCCUAGAAGACCAGACUAUAUGCGCAGUAUAUCAAUGCCGCAGCCGUACGACCCGCGAGUGCCCCGCGUGGACCCGCGGCGCGGGUGCUCGGAGCCCGCGCGGCCCGCAGAGAGCCCGCCCUCCAGUGACUUCAGCUACGUCACGUUCGAUGCUCAGACCAUCACAGUACCUAUCAGUGUCUGUGUGUCCAUUAUGGUUGGGUACAUAAUGUUCGGGUCUAUGAUCUUCGGAAUGUGGGAGAAGUGGGACCAGCUCGACGGAGCCUACUUCUGCUUUAUUUCACUUAGCAGCAUUGGUUUCGGUGACUUCGUCCCCGGUGAGCGCGUGUACACGGCCCGCAUCGAGCCGUCUUUCAUCGUCUGCUCGCUGUACCUCAUGCUCGGCAUGGCACUCGUCGCCAUGUGCUUCAACCUCAUGCAGGAACAAGUAAUGCACUACUACGCGGGUCUCAAGCGAGCUGUGAAGCGACUGGGCCGCUGCAAGAGAUGA